Molecule: messenger RNA, 1534 nt
Organism: Thermothelomyces thermophilus ATCC 42464
Lineage: Eukaryota; Fungi; Ascomycota; Sordariomycetes; Sordariales; Chaetomiaceae
Exons: 2
Coding region: 126-1400 (424 amino acids)
Source: RefSeq, a predicted model, not a curated record
UGUUCGGCUCCCGCUGCGGCCCAUUCCGGGGAAUCUAGACGGGAACUUGUAAUUCACUGCGCGGACCUAAUGCAAGACAAGCCAGAACAGCGUGCAUUUGGCUAGCUCCAGUAGCCAUCGCAGCCAUGGAAGCGUCCUCGCAGUCCGCGGCGGAGGAGAAGAUGCGCCUUCAGGAGCGCCUCCAGCUCCAAGAAGGUCAUGAGUCUUCGAUGUCGUCACAGAGCCGCGGCCCCGCUUCCGGGAGAAAUACGGUCCCCAUGACCGAGGAGGAGCUCGAGUCGUCGCCGGUAUACGAUCAGCAAUCGCCCCUGUACUCUCUUGUCCCCGACCAGCAGUCUCCGCCCCCCUCCCAAAGCGCCAUCCCGCGGCGCCCCGUGCCCGGUUCCGUGCCUGGUCCGGUCCCCCGUCCUGUCCCCGAGUCCGGCCUGGAACCGGUGCCCCGUUCGCCCACCCCACCGCCGUACUCGGGCCCCUCCACCCCGGCCCAGGAACCAAUUCAACCUCAUGAGUCCCAAACGGGCGGGCCCAGGCCACCUCCCCGGUACCCGGGACUCCCCGCACUGGACUACCGCCUCUACAAACCUCCCCUCUUCGAGCUCUCCUCGGACAAGACCACCAUCAAGACCACCGCUGCCCACCUCUCCACCUCGGCCGAAGCCCUGGUCGCCCUGAUCCGGCAGCAGGCCACGGUGCCGCCCAAGCCGCAGGUCCACAUUGUCGGUCGGCGCGGCAGCAGCCCCAACAGCGGGCGCGUCGACUUCGACAUCAAGCUCAACCUCCUCCCCCUGCUCGUCCCCGAGGACCCGCGCCAGCGCAUGGACUACCUGCGCUGCGUCGGCCCGGGCGAGGUCGCCUUCCGCGGCGGCUCCAAGCCUUCCACCCAGCCCGAGGUCGACGGCGACGGGUCGCUGGACGCGUGGGCCGCCCGCUUCGUCGCCGACACGGCCAGCGUCAAGGCCUUCGCGCUCGAGCGCGUCGUCGUCAACCUGGACAUGGACUGGCUCGAGGGCCAGAUCCGCAAGCUGGUCGUCGGCAUGCGCUACCCCGGCACCGUGGCCGUCUCCUUCCCCGUGACGCACAACCGCGUCGUCGUGCAAAACCCGGACCGGGUCAACAAGUUCAUCACCAGCGUCACCGGCCUCUUUGUGGGCAAGAGGAAGUACGAAGUCGUCAAGGCCGUGUGGCCCUUUGCCACCAUGCCCAAGGGGAGCGAGGGAGAAGGGAGGCGGUGUGCGGUGCAGAGCGAGGAGGUUUGGUGGAGAGAGUGGAAGGACCCGAUCCGCUAUGCAAUCGCUACAAAACGGCAUGGUUGGGUCACCAACGAAGACAAGUUGGAGGCCCUCAUGGAGGGGACGCCGUCGACUACGCCUGCUGAUGUAGACUGGGGCCCUGAAUACUAGGGGCUGACCCCCUUCAUGACAUAUACGCCGUAGCCCGUUUACGCGUAUUGGAGACAAAUUCUUCAUAAACUUCAUAGCGCUGGAGUUGGAGGGGUUGGUUUCUUGAGCUCGGUAUCAGAUACCUCUGCUAAUAU